Messenger RNA from Ostrea edulis (European flat oyster), 1211 nucleotides. RefSeq lists its product as uncharacterized. Gene Ontology annotation, biological process: cell adhesion. The record is from RefSeq and is a predicted model, not a curated record. Gene Ontology annotation, molecular function: carbohydrate binding. The transcript is spliced from 3 exons. The coding region runs from base 195 to 866 and encodes 223 amino acids. NCBI's taxonomy places the organism in Eukaryota, Metazoa, Mollusca, Bivalvia, Ostreida, Ostreidae.
CAUUUGAAAGAUCUUCUUUCUUGAACGCCUAGUGUGAUUUUUUCCCAGGUAAAGGUAUUUUUAUUCUUUACUUGAAAAAGAAAUGACAGGUGCAGGUCGUCGUACUCAUCACAUUCGUAUAUAAGCGUAGCGAUAAAACAUACUACAUGUACAUUAUCAAUACCGCGCUUUGACCGACGAUACUUCCUUGAAAAAUGGAACUCAGAAUAUUUUGUAUUGUAUUUUGUGUCGGUGUAUGUUUCAGCCAGACACAUACAAAUGAUCACCAGAAAAUAUCCGAUCUACAAACCGAGUUCGAUCGGCUGAAAUCCGAAUUUGAGGAUUAUAAGAAUAGAUCAAUGGCUGAAAUACGUCAGUUAAGGGGAGAGAGCAGCUUUCUGUCAACCGUGCAGACGACGAAUGUCCGCACGUUAAAUUCUCUAAUGACUGACGUUUUUGAAGUUAAGGCAAAGCUCAGUUUUAUCACCAUGGAUUCUGUGCAUCUAAACAGUUCUUUAGACGUCGUACUGGAAGCCAUUAAAAGCAUUAACAAACUAAACCACUCAAUUGAAGAUGUUGCAGGAAAGUUGCGAAACAGGAGCAAAUGUCAGAGAGGAAGUCAAUAUGUCAGAAAAUGUUCCUCUCCUAACUGGGAUGUUGCACAGUGUGGGAACGUGACGGUCCGCGUGGAUUUCUCUCCAGUGUUCAAUAGUGUUCCAUACGUCAUGUUCGGGGUCAGCAAACUGGACGCUGAGCAGAGCCACAACACAAGGUUCCAAGCCUUUGCUAGCGAUAUAUCGAAAACUGGCUUCAAUUACCACAUUGGCACUUGGGGAGACUCUGAACUGUGGGGGUCCACAUUUGAAUGGCUGUCAUGCCCGUAUUAGAAAACUUCUUAUACGUUAUGAGAACGUCACUGAACAUAAUAAUAAAUGAAUAAUAAUUAUGUCUUUAUGCAUUAGAGAUUUACUGAUUACUGGAUAUCUUCCUAGCAUGUUCUCAUUCUGUGAAAGCAAUGGUGAUAAUGAUACCCACAACAAUUCGUGAGAGAGAGAGAGAGAGAGAGAGAGAGAGAGAGAGAGAGAGGAGAGAGAGAGGAGAGAGAGAGAGAGAGAGAGAGAGAGAGAGAGAGAGAGAGAGAGAGAGAGAGAGAGAGAUACUUUCUUGUAGCACUCUAUAAAGUAAUAUUACCUUAUUAUGGAUGCUAUGAAAUAAACAGAUUUGCAAAUGAA